AGUCGCUGGGCAGCCGACGCGGUCCACCGUACGAUGACACGAAAUCGAUGCCGGUCCUUUAAUUAAAGUCUGCGACUGAACCGGAGGAAGUGGAGGAGGAGGAGGAGGAGGAAGAGGAGGAAGAGGAGGACGCAGCAGAGUCUCUAGUCUCCGGCUGUCUGUCCAUGAAGAGCGACUUCUCCAAAGACGAACCUCCGUUCUUCAGUAAUGAACCUGGACCCUCAGACACAAAACAGAAUAAUAUGAGGGAUGUCUCUGAAGACGAGCAGCAGUCCAGAUCCAGAACCAGAGCUGGUCUGCAGUCAGCCAGUCAGACCUGCACUGUACAAAUGAAUGCAGGUCAGCGUGAAUAUAAGGACUGUCUGAAGACGACAUGUGGAUGUGUGACUGAAGGAACGAAUACAAGAGGUGAAACUCCCCUCAAGAGGAUCUACACUGGUGUCUACAUCACAGAUGGAUGGAGGGAAGAGGUUAACACCCAACAUGAGGUUUGGCAGCUUGAGACUGCUUCCAAGAUGGAGAUCCUCCACGAAACUCCAAUCCAGUGCAGCAACAUCUUUAGAGUCUCACCUGACCAACAAAAAAAACUCAGAGUCGUCCUGAUGAUCGGCGUUGCUGGCGUUGGAAAAACCUUCCUAGUGCAGAAGUUCUGUCUGGACUGGGCCGAGGGUUUGGAAAACGAAGAUCUCAGUCUGGUGAUUCCUCUUUCCUUUAGGGAACUGAACUUGAUCAAAGAUGAGCAGUACAGUCUUCUGGAGCUGCUCCAUGUUUUUCAUCCAGCGUUGCAGAAGGUCCCAGCAGACCAGAUCGCUGGCUCUAAAGUCCUCUUCGUCUUUGACGGCCUGGAUGAAAGCAGACUUUCAUUGGAUUACAACAGCGAGGUUGUGUCUGAUGUCACACAGAAGUCAUCGGUCAACGUGCUGUUGACAAACCUCAUUCAGGGGAAGCUGCUUCCCUCAGCUCUCGUCUGGAUAACUUCCCGACCUGCGGCAGCCAAUCAGAUCCCUCCUGCGUGUGUUGACAGGGUAACAGAAGUACGAGGCUUCACUGACGCCCAGAAGGAGGAGUACUUCAGGAAGAGAGUCUGUGAUGAAGAGCUUUCCAGCAGAAUCAUCUCCCACAUCAAGACAUCCAGGUGCCUCCACAUCAUGUGUCUGAUCCCAGUCUUCUGCUGGGUCACUGCUACAGUUCUGGACCACAUGUUGACUACAGACCAGAAAGGAGAGCUGCCCAAGACCCUGACUGACAUGUACGCACACUUCCUGUUGGUUCAGACCGUGAGGAAGAAGCAGAAGUAUGAUGAGGGACAUGAGUUGAGUCCACAGGAGCUGAUGGAGGCUGACAGGGAAGUCCUUCUGAAGCUGGGGAGGCUGGCGUUUGAACAGCUGGAGAAAGGAAACAUCAUGUUCUACCAAGAAGACCUGGAGCGCUGUGGUCUGGAUGUCACAGAGGCCUCGCUGUACUCAGGAGUUUGUACAGAGAUCUUAAAAAGGGAGAGUGUGAUCUUCCAGAAAACCGUCUACUGCUUCGUUCAUCUGAGCGUUCAGGAGUUCCUGGCUGCAGUCUACUUCUACCACUGUUACACCAACAAGAACACAGAGGUACUGAAGGACUUCCUGGCGAUAGACCCGAACAGUGAUUACUUUCAGUAUCUAUCCGUGAUUGAGGAUGAUCGUGAUGACAUUGACUCAUCUCUGGAUGUCUUCUUGAAGAGAGCCAUGGAGAAAUCCCUUGAAAGUAAGAAUGGCCACCUGGACCUGUUUGUCCGUUUCGUUCAUGGCCUCUCUCUGGAGUCCAACCAGAGACUCUUAGGGGGUCUGCUGGGUCAGACAGACAACAGUCCAGAAAUCAUCCAGAGAGCCAUCACCAACCUGAAGGAAAUGAGCAGUUAUUAUAGUUCUCCUGACAGAAGCAUCAACAUCUUCCACUGUCUGACGGAGAUGAACGACAGCUCAGUCCAUCAGGAGAUCCAAGGGUUCCUGAAGUCAGAGAACAGAUCAGAGAAGGAACUGUCUGAUAUCCACUGCUCAGCUCUGGCCUACAUGCUGCAGAUGUCAGAGGAGGUUCUGGAUGAGUUAAACCUGCGGAAGUACAACACCUCAGCGGAGGGACGACUGAGACUGUUUCCAGCAGUGAGGAACUGCAGGAAGGCUCUACUUUCUGACUGUGUAGUCUCUGAGAAUCACUGUGAAGUCGUGGCCUCGGCUCUGAAGUCCAACCCCUCCCAUCUGAGAGAGCUGGACCUGAGUUUUAACAGGUACAUGAAAGAUUCAGGAGUGAAGCGGCUGCAGGCUGGAUUGAAGAGUCCACACUGUGUGCUGGAGAUUCUCAGAUUGGCUCACUGCGGGCUGUCCGAUGUCAGCUUUGCGUAUCUAGUCUCAGCUCUGAAGUCUAACCCCUCCCAUCUGAGAGAGCUGGAUCUGACAGGAAACGCAUUGUCUGAUUCAGGAGUGAAACAGCUGAGUCAGUUUUUGGAGAGUCCACCCUGUAGACUGGAGACCCUGAGAUUGUGGAGCUGCAGCGUGUCAGAGACUGGCUGUGCUUCUCUGGCCUCAGCUCUGAAGUCCAACCCCUCCCAUCUGAGAGAGCUGGACCUGAGUAACAACAGCCUGCAGGAUUCAGGAGUGGAGCUGCUGUCUGAGCUUGUGGAGAAUCCACUCUGUCAACUGGAAGCUCUGAGAUUGAGGGGCUGCGGUUUGUCAGAGAACAGCUGUGUUUAUCUGGCCUCAGCUCUGAAGUCCAACCCCUCCCAUCUGAGAGAGCUGGAGCUGGGCGAAAACAAGCUGCAGGAUUCAGGAGUGAAGCAACUGUGUGGUUUUCUGGAGAGUCCAGACUGUAGACUGGAGUGUCUGAGAUUGUGGGAGUGUGCUUUGUCAGAGAUCAGCUGUGCUUCUCUGGCCUCAGCUCUGAAGUCCAACCCCUCCCAUCUGAGAGAGCUGGACCUGGGCGACAACAAGUUGAAGAACUCAGAAGUGAAGCUGCUUUCUGAUCUAAAGGAUAGUCCACACUGUAGACUGGAGACUCUGGAAUGGAAGUGAUCUUAGUGAUUUCAAAUUUUGACGUGUUGAGACACUACGUGGAGUCCACCAUCAUCAGUGUGUGUCCUCUGGGUUCAUCAGUGUGUGUCCUCUGGUAUCAUCAGUGUGUGUCCUCUGGUAUCAUCAGUGUGUGUCCUCUGGUAUCAUCAGUGUGUGUCCUCUGGUAUCAUCAGUGUGUGUCCUCUGGUAUCAUCAGUGUGUGUCCUCUGGUAUCAUCAGUGGAUCUGGACUGCUCUGUUGCCGCUCUGUCCUUCUACACUGAGACUCCUCCACUGCUUCUGCUCCACCUCCUCCACCUGGACCUGGGUUUCAUUUCCUCUUUUAUUAAUUCAGAUAUUCUGAACUCAAAGUGCCUCUGCAGAUUAGUUCCUCAAAUAAGAGGAAUAGGGAUUUGGAAAGAUUAGG
Etheostoma cragini (Arkansas darter) is the source of this 3443-nucleotide messenger RNA. RefSeq names its product NACHT, LRR and PYD domains-containing protein 12-like. The record is from RefSeq and is a predicted model, not a curated record. Bases 165 to 3038 code for a protein of 957 amino acids. NCBI's taxonomy places the organism in Eukaryota, Metazoa, Chordata, Actinopteri, Perciformes, Percidae. The transcript is spliced from 10 exons. Gene Ontology annotation, molecular function: protein binding.